GAGUGAAUCUAUAAUGGACUUACAUAUUCAGUAUGUAUAAUAAUUGUUAAAUGAUUUAAUAAACAAAAUUAAAUGUCAGAUUAAUUAACACAACCAAUUGAUUGGCGAUUAGUUUUUUAAAUGCCUUCACAAACACUGCAAAAGGCAUUGAAAUGCGAAAACAGUAAAUGAGAGCCAAUUGUUAGGCCUUUUGGAUACCAAACAAAAGCAUUGCUUUGUAUGUUAAGCGACACUAUAAUAAGGGCCCACACAUGACGUCAGGUAUUGUAAACACAGCACCAAAACACGUGUUUGUGUUGUCUAUUGAACUGAAAAUCACAACACAAUUGACAAACAAAUUGUGAUUUAAAUCAUUAGUGAAUUAAUAAUUAAAUUAAUUGUAAAACAAAUAUAUAAUUAUCGCAAACAAUGGGCAAAAGGAAGCGAAAGUCGAAGAAGGGAUCCAAAGCGGGCGGCGAAGAGCCGGAAUCGGUGACAAAAGCUCCGCACAGUUUUGUCAUAAAACGUGGUAAAGUCGGCAAAAAUGUGAACGAAUUGUUGCACAACUUUAGACAAGUGUUGGAACCGUUUACAGCGAUGUCGCUGAAGAUCAAGCGCUAUAACGUGGUGAAGGACUUCGUGCACAUCGCCUCCAGUCUGAAUGUCACUCAUUUGGUGAUCUUCACGAAGACAGUGAAGGCCGCGUACCUCCGACUGUGUCGAGUGCCGAGAGGGCCGACACUCACCUUCAAAGUAGUCAACUAUACGCUCACGAAAGACGUCCGGUCGGCGCUCAAGAGGCCGCUCGUCUACUCCGGUCUCUUCCAGUUGUCGCCGCUUCUGGUGCUGAACGGGUUCACCGGCGACGAAGAGUUGCGCAUGAAAUUGAUGACAUCGAUGUGGAGGAAUAUGUUGCCCUCCAUUGACGUGAAUAAAGUCAAUUUGAAUACCAUUCGCCGGUGUAUUCUCUUGAACUACAAUCCGGACACUCAGUUGAUUGACUUCAGACACUACGCGAUUAAAGUGAAACCCAUUGGUCUGUCGAAACCGGUCCGCAAACUGUUGUCCGGCCGUAAGAUUCCCGACUUUGGCGACUGUAAUGACGUGACGGACAUAAUGGCCGACAAUAACAACGCGUUCACCGAAUCGGAGGGCGAGGGCGACGAAGUGGACGCCAUUAGGCACAUAACGCUGUCGCAGAAGCAUAGCUCACGAGGCAAUAUGGUUAACGAGAAGAGUGCCAUCAGACUGACAGAAUUGGGUCCACGACUGACACUAGAGUUGAUGAAAAUAGAGGACGGAAUUAUGGCCGGAGAAGUGCUCUUCCAUUCGCUCAUCAAGAAGACCAAAGCCGAGGCACUGGAGCUGAAGACCAAACGCCAACAGAAGGCGCACUUGAAGUUAUCACGAAAACGACAGCAAGAGUUAAAUGUUAAGCGAAAAAUGGAGGCGAAGAACAAGUCC
Medioppia subpectinata is the source of this 1443-nucleotide messenger RNA. The record is from the annotation of a GenBank genome assembly. NCBI's taxonomy places the organism in Eukaryota, Metazoa, Arthropoda, Arachnida, Sarcoptiformes, Oppiidae.